AUGCCUCUACAGCUACUCCCUGCAUCGGCAGCGGCCUUCGCUCCUCGAUCGGCUCCGACAAUUGUGCUAGGCUCGCGGGUCGAGACAUGGCUCACGCAAACUCUCAAACGCAUCAGUCGCGUCAAGCGUCCUCUCAAUAGCGUUCCCCAGCACUACCGUUUCCUGACAGAGACUCUGGGCGCUCCGUCUGCCAUCUGGCUGUUGUCAACACUCAUGUUACCCAACGCUCCCAACUCGGAGCUGCGCAAAGACUCGGAUCCGCUGAGAGAAGCCAUGGCCAACUACACCCUGACACCUGUCCAAGCAUACGUCGUUCAUGUCGACAUGGUCUCUCAGCACGAGGUCGCCUUCAAGUUGACCCAGGAUACCAUCGACGCUCUGAUAGACUACCACAACGACAUUUACUCGGUCGAUAUUGCCGCCAGUACAUAUACCUGGCCAGAGAAGGACGACCAGAUCAAGAAAAUGCAGGAGGCCUUUAUUCAAGCUGUAAACCGCUUUGUCUACCGUACAUCUGUCCGCGCUCUUGAGGGUAUGGAGGAUGAGGGUGCUGGUGAGCUGCUUGAAGGUCGUAGUGACGACGUCAAGACUGCCAUCAUGAAUUUAUUCCUGCCUCUCCUGCCGCCUCCUCCGCAGAUCGUCGACUUGAUCGCCCCGGCUCCCGUCAUGCCAAAUUCGUCUUGUGUACCUGGUCAUUGGUGGCCGUCUGCCCAAGCCUACGCUCUGAUACCCAACCCUGUGGAUCCGUGGCAAGUCUUGCCUUCGAAUCCUGGGACAAGUACCCCUUGUGCUCCGUCAUCUCAGUACUGGUCGACGCUUGGCAUGGAUCCUGUUCAGCUCCCUUCUCCGACACCAUCGUACAGCCAAUCACCUGUCUCUGAGCCGCCCUUCUACACCUCGGCACAAGUGGGCAGCAGUAUCUCUGCCGUCUCUAUGCCUAUGGUCCCUUUGCCGAGUGCCUUGCCUUCUUGCGGCACAAGUAUGACGAAUACCGGCUUUGACAAUCUGGGCUGGAAUCUCAAUGCCUUUGCGCCGCAGUAUGCAACUAUCUAA
This is a messenger RNA of Aureobasidium musti, 1053 nucleotides long. The record is from the annotation of a GenBank genome assembly. NCBI's taxonomy places the organism in Eukaryota, Fungi, Ascomycota, Dothideomycetes, Dothideales, Saccotheciaceae.